Branchiostoma floridae (Florida lancelet) is the source of this 3702-nucleotide messenger RNA. Its product is annotated as calnexin-like. The transcript has 21 exons. The record is from RefSeq and is a predicted model, not a curated record. Bases 141 to 2012 code for a protein of 623 amino acids. Gene Ontology annotation, molecular function: calcium ion binding. Gene Ontology annotation, cellular component: endoplasmic reticulum; endoplasmic reticulum membrane. NCBI's taxonomy places the organism in Eukaryota, Metazoa, Chordata, Leptocardii, Amphioxiformes, Branchiostomatidae. Gene Ontology annotation, biological process: protein folding.
UAGUAAAAAAUUGUCAUCCUAGUUCAUAAUAUAUCAAAUUUUGAUUGGAUAAUGGAAAAAACAUCAAAAGUACACCAUAAUUUGGUGGUGAGAUAGUCCAAUCGUCUAUCAGCCAGUCAGAUCGUUCCACGUUCUGGGCCAUGCCGGGGAAAGGAUCAGACAAGAUGCUGCUGAGAUUGUCAUUGGUGGUUCUGCUGCUGCUACAGCUGGGUUGGUCUGCUCAUGCCCAGGAUGAGGAGACAGUUGAGGUUGAAGAAGGAACAGAAGAAGCAGAACAAGAAGAAGUGAAGCCCCUGUACACCCCGCCCACCGCUACUGGAGAAACGUUCUUCACUGACCAUUUUAUCAGCGAAGAAUCCUUCAAACAAAAAUGGGUCCUGUCUGAAGCUAAGAAGGAAGGUGUGGCUGAGGAUAUUGCCAAGUAUGAUGGGAAGUGGGCAGUGGAGGAACCAGAGGAACAGGCCAUGAGUGGGGACCUCGGACUGGUGCUGAAGUCCCGUGCCAAGCAUCAUGCCGUUGCUGCCAAACUAGACAAGCCGUUCAAGUUUGAUGGCAAGCCUUUAGUAGUGCAAUAUGAGGUACGUUUCCAGAAAGGCAUGGAGUGUGGAGGGGCUUAUAUCAAGCUGCUGUCAGAUGUGCCUGGUCUGGACUUGAAAAACUUCCAGGACAAGACGGGUUAUACCAUCAUGUUUGGGCCUGACAAGUGUGGAGUUGAGACAAAGCUACACUUCAUCUUCAGGCACAAGAACCCCAACAAUGGUUCAUACGAGGAGAAACAUGCCAAGAAACCCACCAUGGACCUGAUCAAUGCCUUCACAGACAAACAGACUCAUCUCUUCACGCUGAUUGUGAACCCAGACAACAGUUUUGAGGUGUUUGUGGACCAGACUCUGGUGAACUCUGGAAAUCUGCUACAUGAUGUCAGUCCUCCAGUGAAUCCACCACAGGAGAUUGAGGACCCUGAUGACAGUAAACCAGAGGACUGGGACGAGAGAGAAAAGAUCCCAGACCCUGAUGCCACCAAGCCUGAAGACUGGAAUGAGGAUGCACCAAGGAAGAUUGUGGACCCAGAUGCUACCAAGCCUGAUGGUUGGCUGGAUGAUGAGGAAGAGUUUGUUCCUGAUCCCAAUGCUGUCAAACCAGAAGACUGGGAUGAUGAAAUGGACGGUGAAUGGGAGGCUCCUCAGAUAGAGAAUCCCAGGUGUGAGGCAGCCCCUGGGUGUGGGGAGUGGUCCCCUCCCAUGAUUGACAACCCAGAGUACAAGGGGAAGUGGAAGGCACCCAUGAUUGCCAACCCCAACUACAAGGGUAUCUGGAAGCCCAGGACGAUUCCCAACCCUGACUACUUUGAGGACCUCAGCCCCUAUGCAAUGACUCCUAUUGCUGCAGUAGGCCUGGAACUGUGGGCGAUGACAGAGGACGUUCUGUUUGACAACUUCAUCAUCACCAAUGAGAAGACCGUAGCUGACGAGUGGGCAAAGGCCAGCUGGAAGCUCAAGAGCCAUGAAGAAGCCAGGGAGAAGGCUGCAAAGUCGUUCAUCGAGUCUAUAGUGUUUGCUGCGUACGAGCGCCCGUGGCUGUGGGUGGUGUACAUCAUGGUGGUCAUCAUCCCUGUCAUCCUGUUCAUCCACUUCUGCUGCCCAGCCACGUUACCCAAGAAGAAGUCUGCUCACCCAAAGAAGACAGACGCCAUCACUCCAGACGACAUGCGUCCCAAGAAGAAGAAGGCUGACCUGAACGCUAAGCCAGCCGAGGUGGGGCAAGGAGAUGCUAUGGCUGAAGAGGACCAAGAGAAGGAUGGAGCUGAAGCAGAUGCUGCUGAGGGUGAUGCUGGGGAGGAGGAGGAGGUACCGGAGGCUGAGGAGAAGGAGGAGGAGGAAGCACCUGAGGAGGACCAGGAGGAGAGGAAACCAAGCAAAGCUGACCUAGAAGCCACAGAACAGCCUGAGGCUCUAGCGGAGGAAGGGUCCCCAAGAACAUCUGCCAGGAAGCGUAGGGUCAGGAAAGACUGAUGACCGUCCAGCCUUUAGACAAUAUCAGGGACGUGAGACUGCCCAGGGCAGGGGGGAUUUCAUGCAGAACGGCCAGUCUGAUGUUUUAAACAGACCCAAAUGAUGUGCAUUACGGAAACAUGCGCAUUUCCUGGUGUCAUCUGUGAAGAAGUGGCUUCUAACAUCUCGACCAGUCCGUAAAGCAGAGUAAUAAGAUCAUGCCCCUUCCCUUUACAGAUGACACCAAGAGAUGCGAAUCUUAUGUGUUACAUUGUACAUUUCCUUGAAUAUACCAGCAUUGACUGUAAAGACUUUGUUUAUACUUCUGCACUUCUUGUGUCUAUCAAAUUGGACUUUUAGAGCCAAUGUCAGUAAACUUGUUGACAUUCCUCUUUGUUGUCAAGUUGUUUUUGUUAUUUGUUUCACUGCAGGUUCAAUGUUUAUACAAACAGUGCCUAAACACAAGGUUAUCUUGAGUUUUGUAUAUUUGAUGAAGAAAAAUGAGGAAUGUACAAAAGGCUUGUGCUGCUUAUACUACCGGGGUAGUAGGUAGUGAUUUAAGAAAUGAAUAAAUAAUUAAUUGUGUUUGCAUGUUGAAUUUUGUAGGCUGGUGAUUAAGGAAGUCGAGUGUUUUCCAUUGUAUUCUUUAAUUUGAGAGAAAGUAACAAUGUUGUAAAAAGAAACAUGUUUAGUUGAGGGAUGUCCCAACAGUUCUACUGUAGCCCAACUAUGCCUGUACUAUAACAUAGCCACCUAUAUGGCAGAUUGAAUAGGGCCUGGAUAUAUAAUGACCACAUCCCUUGUUUAGCGUUUGCCUGAAGUAGCUGUAGAUUUUACAUUAACAGUAGUUCUUCCAUAGUAAGGAAUAGUGAUUGGAACAAAUUUUCAGGAAUGUGUUUGUAGUAGUCAUUCCUAGGGUCAACUAAUAAUUGCCAAAAAAUGAGGGUAGCUGUUUUUUUUUCCACCAACUAAACUGAUUUACAUUUAUGUAAAUGAGUGAUGUAAGAUACUAUUAUUGUAGACUUUGACUGUAUAGAUUGGUGGUCUUUUGGAAGUGUUGUGUAGAUCAUGUUUAUGAUGUCACUGUUGAAUGUCAAAAUUGACAGGGUAGGCAUACAUGCAACUACUGAAGAAACAAUAGCCUAUCGGAACAGGUAAACACUACACAAGCUUUAGUGUUCUUUUAGAUGGGGCUUCAUCUGCAAUCUUUCCAUCUAUGCUUGUACUGUAGCUUGAAAGGCAAAGAAGAACAGCUAUAAAUAUAAUGGGAUAGUGUGUUUGCACUCAUGGGGCUGUGACUAAUAUGGUUUAACCUGGGACUUACCAGGUAAAUUUGUGGUGUACAUGUACUGACAUUAUAACGUUACACAUGUAAAUUUGUACUUCUAUCCUCAAGAGGUUCAACCAACCAGGGUGGAGGCACUGUAUUGUAUCACAGCUGCCCUAGCCUGUUAAAGUUAAAACAUCCCUACAUUAUCAACCACUGUAUACCAGACUAUAAUUGCAAAUAAAUCAUUCAAGAGUGUUAGCUGAACAGUAGCAGUGCUUGUGGUGUUACUGUGUAACUGGUAGUCAAACUGUUUUACUUCUACCAAAGAUUCAUCAUAAACAUACUGGGAAGAAGAAAAAAAACUCAUUUACCAUGAAAACUUACCAUCUUUUUCUCUGUAAUACUCAUGACCUCGUGUUGAAAUAAACAUGCUAAAGUAAA